Molecule: messenger RNA, 539 nt
Organism: Scaptodrosophila lebanonensis
Lineage: Eukaryota; Metazoa; Arthropoda; Insecta; Diptera; Drosophilidae
Exons: 5
Coding region: 98-421 (107 amino acids)
Source: RefSeq, a predicted model, not a curated record
AGUACACGGACCAGAUCGCACUACACUCUACCUCUCUACUCAGUUAAAGCCAAAUUAUCAGUUGAAGGACUAGUUCAUUCCGUAGGACGAGGACAAAAUGAAACUUUUAGUCCUGCCACUCAUAGCUCUAAUUGCUUAUACAAGCAUAGCUCAGGCUGCAAAGUCUAAGCCUCAAUCAUUUUACUGUAAGCGUUUUCAAGCUAGUGUUGACAAUACGGAGCACUUUUGUGAACAGCAUUUAGUAUUUACUCAUAAAAAAUGUCAAUUUAAUUGCUCCGACAACAACUUUCUAAACAUCACUAAUUGCGAUUGGAAAUGGACUGGAAAGGACACGUACCCAUUAUGCAAAGAUCUCUACUGCGAGAAAUCCCCAACAGGCCCAAUACCUGACUUGACAUCCGAAGAAGACGAAGUAGUAUGAUACGAUUAGCAUUGGUCUGUUUUAAUUAGGUAUUCAAGAUAUGUGGGGAUUUGGGAUAGGUAGAGUUAAGUAGUUGUAAUCUUUUGAAACAAUAUAAAUAAUAAUAUUGAAAAAAGUA